Molecule: messenger RNA, 906 nt
Organism: Ostrinia furnacalis (Asian corn borer)
Lineage: Eukaryota; Metazoa; Arthropoda; Insecta; Lepidoptera; Crambidae
Product: tripartite motif-containing protein 45-like
Exons: 4
Coding region: 1-780 (259 amino acids)
Molecular function (GO): zinc ion binding; ubiquitin protein ligase activity
Source: RefSeq, a predicted model, not a curated record
AUGAACGAAAAUAUCAAAGGAGGCGAGAAAGAAUUUCAUUACCAAAGGUAUCUAAAUGUAGCGGCGAGGCCCCCAAACUGCACAUCGGCGCGACUAUCCCUCCACCCUCUGGUCUACCGUAAGCUAAUCCACUGGGAGAAGCUGACUUCCUUACCAUCUUUCCAGGCCGAAAGCCGCUGCAACCAAUGCUUGGUGAGCGUCUGCACGUCGUGCAGCGAGGCACACGGCCGGCAGAAGGCGACGGCCAGACAUUCCUUGCACCCACUGGACCCACUGCCGCCCAAGUACUGCAGCCAGCAUCCAAGAGCUGAGCUCACGGUGUACUGCGCCACUUGUCAGCAGGUAGUCUGCCGCGACUGCUGCCUCGUGUCCCACUCAGGGCACGCAUUAGCGAAUGCUGCACGGGCGGCGGCGGAACGCGCUCGUCUACUCAGAGACGCGUGCGAGAGGGCCAAGCAUGUUCCCGAGAAUGUUGAGAGGGCCGUGAGGAUACUCAGCUCGACUGCUUUUGAAGCUGAUUCCCAAGCAGCCCGUGUAGAAAGCGAAGUCCAAGCGUGGGCAGAUCAGUACCGGCGGGCAGUAGAGGCCCACGGUCGGGCGGUGUGCAUGGCCGCAGCCAGAGCCCGCGACCGCUACCGGCAGAGGGUAGACGAGAAGACACGGGAGCUGCAUGAUAGGGCGCAGCACGCGGUUGACGCUGUGAAGUUUGCUGAGGAGGUAAUUAAUAAUCUUGACUUGAGCCAUUUGCCAGUACCCAACAAAAAUAUCGGUGAUGUAUGAGACGACGCGAGAGCUGCCCGAUAGCAGGAGGAUGAUGUUUUGAAUUUGCUGAGGAUGUAAGAACAGCAGUAUAGGCGGGCAGUGGAGGCCACGGUCGGGCGGUGUGUAUGGGCGCAGCCAGAGCCC